Messenger RNA from Panthera uncia (snow leopard), 1128 nucleotides. RefSeq names its product stromal cell derived factor 2 (gene SDF2). The coding region runs from base 141 to 734 and encodes 197 amino acids. NCBI's taxonomy places the organism in Eukaryota, Metazoa, Chordata, Mammalia, Carnivora, Felidae. The transcript is spliced from 4 exons. The record is from RefSeq and is a predicted model, not a curated record.
GCUGUUGUUACAUGCGGCUCUGUAGUGAAGCUACUCAAUACGCGCCACAACGUGCGACUGCACUCACACGACGUGCGAUAUGGGUCAGAUGAGGAAACAAACUCAAAUAAAUCACAUGCUCAGAGACUUGCAGCUAGUGAAUGACAGAGACGGGGUUCGAACCAAAUCUGUCCAGUUUCAAAGCCCGCUUUCAGCUACUCCAGGCUGGCACUACUCAGUGCGGGAGAGACAGACAUGUAGAAAAUUACAGUAGUGGGCAGCAGUCAGUGACAGGUGUAACCUCUGUGGAUGACAGCAAUAGUUACUGGAGGAUACGGGGGAAGACCGCUACAGUGUGUGAGAGGGGAACCCCCAUCAGAUGUGGCCAACCCAUCCGGCUGACACAUGUCAACACUGGCCGAAAUCUCCAUAGUCACCACUUCACCUCACCUCUUUCUGGGAACCAGGAAGUGAGCGCUUUUGGUGAGGAGGGUGAAGGCGAUUAUCUGGAUGACUGGACAGUGCUCUGUAAUGGGCCCUACUGGGUGAGGGAUGGUGAGGUGCGGUUCAAGCAUUCUUCCACUGAAGUUCUGCUGUCUGUCACCGGAGAACAAUACGGUCGACCCAUUAGUGGGCAAAAAGAGGUACAUGGCAUGGCCCAGCCUAGCCAGAACAACUACUGGAAAACCAUGGAAGGCAUCUUCAUGAAGCCCACUGAGUUGUUAAAGACAGAAGCUCAUCACGCAGAGCUAUGAGUCUGGAAGCUGUGAGCCAGUGCCACCGCACAGUGUUCAUGACAUUUGCUGCUGCUGCUCCACCUUGGGAUCCCUGCCACAGGCUCCCCGGGCAGUGGCCUUGUCACCACUGAGAUGAAGAUGCAUGACAGAAUACAGUGGCUGUGGCUGGAAGCUUCAGCCCUUCACACUUGAAUUGGUUGUUCUCCCAGACUUUGGGUCAGUUCUUUUUGAGUACAGGACUUGCUGGUGAAGGAGCACAUACUUUUUGUUCGUAUUGAUAAAACAGAAACUGAGGGAGAUACCUCUCUUAGUUGGGAAAUUUUUACUCCUCAGAAGCUUGGCAUCAUGGAUUAUUGAUGUGUGACUUUUCUCCUACUUUCUCCAGAAUGAUAAAGAAUUUCAUUAUUAGUCA